This is a messenger RNA of Fonsecaea nubica, 1926 nucleotides long. RefSeq lists its product as hypothetical. The transcript is spliced from 2 exons. Bases 1 to 1926 code for a protein of 641 amino acids. Lineage: Eukaryota; Fungi; Ascomycota; Eurotiomycetes; Chaetothyriales; Herpotrichiellaceae. The record is from RefSeq and is a predicted model, not a curated record.
AUGGCUACUCCGAAUUUGCCGCAUUUCUUCACUUCCCUGAACAGCCCCUUGGUAACCCGAUCCGACGUCGUGCAAGCCUGCAAAUCACUAUUGACCCCUCUGUUGCCUUUCUUUUCGCCUGGGAGGACGAGGUUACGUCUCGGGGCUACGGCAACCCGUUACGAUGAAGCAGGUGCGCAGCUCGAAGGGUUCACACGACCCAUGUGGGCGCUAGGUGCCUUGCUGGCCGGUGGUGAGUCGUUUGAAGGCUCCAGGCUCUGGCUGGAGGGGAUAAGGAACGGCACGAAUCCUGAUCAUCCGGAGUUCUGGGGUUGGUCGAAGGAUAUGGAUCAGAGAAUGGUGGAAAUGUGUCCGCUCGGGUUCGCUCUCUGUGUUGCCCCAGAACACUUCUGGGAGCCGCUGAGUGAGAACGAGCGCGAGAAUGUUCGCAGGUGGCUAGAUAUCAACAAGAAAGAGAUGCCGAAUACAAACUGGCUGUGGUUUCGUGUCUUUGCCAAUCUCGCAUUGAUGAAGAAUGGGGCAGGGUAUGAUGCUGAACGACUCGAAGCUGACCUCGACCACCUUGAUACCUUCCACCUUUCUGGCGGCUGGAGCAACGACGGCCCACCUGACACCCUUCAGAUGGACUAUUACUCUGGCUCAUUCGCAAUUCAGUAUCUUCAGUUGCUGUACGCAAAGCUGAAUGGCGAUCAGGAUCCCAGAAGAGCAGGAGUGUACAAAGAACGGGCGAGGAUGUACGCGAAGGAUUUCCUCCACUACUUUGACGAGCAAGGGCGAGCAAUGACCUUUGGUCGGUCCCUUACCUAUCGCUUCGCGAUGGCCGGCUUCUGGGCGGCAGUCGCUUUUGCAGACCUCGACCUCGAGCCACCUCUCAGUUGGGGAGUGGUGAAAGGCAUCCUCCUGCGAAACCUACGAUACUGGUCUCAGCAAAAGGACAUCCUCAAUGGAGCCGGGAUUUUGACCAUUGGCUACGGGUAUCCCAACCAAUUUAUCUCCGAGAACUACAACUCGCCCGGCUCGACCUACUGGUUCAUGCUCUCGUUCGCCGCAUUAGCCUUACCAGAGUCUCAUGAAUUUUGGCGAUGCAAAGAAGAGCCAUAUCCCUCCGAAUCGAUACCGCAGGUUGUUGCACUAAAGCACCCCAAACACAUCGUGGCAAGAACAGGAGGACAUACCUUUCUACUGUCUUCAGGACAGAUGUGCCACUACCCCAUGAGAGCUGCAGAAAGCAAAUACGGAAAAUUUGCAUACAGCACAGCAUUUGGGUAUUCCGUCCCUACUGGCGGCUACUUUGUUGAAGCCAUAGGGGGUGAUAACGUCCUUGCAUUGUCCGACGAUCAAGGCGAGACGUGGAAAGUCCGCAGGAAACCGCUCAACGCAAAGCUGGAGAGCAUAGACGAAAGCCCGGUAUUGUUUUCUGAAUGGAAGCCAUGGGCAGGUGUCAAUAUUGAGACAUAUCUGCUGCUCCCUAACGAGACUGCACCAAACUGGCAUCUUCGGGUACAUCAUAUCACGACAGGCAGCAGGAGCCUGAAGACGAGCGAAGGCGCGUUUGCACUAAAUGGCGUGUCUCAAAAGGAUGAACGAGAGUUACAACAGAUGGAUACAGACCUAACCGAAGGAAGACAGGCAGACAACGGCGAAGCAGUGGUGGUGACCAGAGGCGGCGCUGUUGGUAUCAUUGAGUUGCACCACCACGAAGGUCGUGCCGGCCGGGUAUUGGACGAAGAUGCGAACAGUAACUUGAUGGAAAGCAGAUCAGUCCUGCCUAGCCUGGCGAUGGAUAUACCUGCGAAUGCAGAUCUUUGGAUAGCGACUGGCGUUUUCGCUAUGCCCUCAAGCGUUCCGGACUAUCGCAAGAAAUGGCAACAGAGCUGGAUGCAGCGACCACAUAUCCCAGACUGGUUGAGGAGCAGAAUGGUCUAG